Messenger RNA from Psylliodes chrysocephalus, 1689 nucleotides. NCBI's taxonomy places the organism in Eukaryota, Metazoa, Arthropoda, Insecta, Coleoptera, Chrysomelidae. The record is from the annotation of a GenBank genome assembly.
GAUAUGGAAGAAUCUUUCGACUUUGUUAUCGUCGGUGCAAGUCCAGCAGGAACUGUUUUGGCCAACAGAUUGACAGAAGAAGGUAGAUUUAAAGUGUUACUUCUCGAAGCAGGCAAAUACGCUAAUAAUAGUGGUUUCACCCAAUUCCCUAGAUUCUUUGCUCUACAUCCAUAUUCCGAUUACGGCUGGGGAUAUACAAGUGUUAAACAAUCCACAGCAUGUUUAGGUACCGCCAAAAAAUCUUGCAAGUACUACAGCGGUAAAGGUGUAGGAGGUAACAGUCUUAUCCAACCACCACUUUACAGUCGUGGCCAUCCAGAAAACUUCAACUGUAUAGCAAGAACUGUGAGAGAUGCAUCAUGGAACUACAAGGAUCUUCUCAAAUACUUUAAGAAACUCGAAAAACUCACCAGAGUAGCUGAAAAGGCUCCAAUCGAUUCCGAAGUUCAUGGCUAUUCAGGUUUGAUACAUACCCAGAACCGCAUUCCCGGAGGUUAUUUCCUUACUAACACCUUCGUGGAGGGCAGUGUCGAAUUAGGCUAUCCGAUCAAUGAUUACAACGGACCUAAUCCAGUCGGAGCAUCAAUCGAACAACUUUAUAUCAACAACGGUAGGAGACAAGAUAUGGGUAGCGUUUUUGUAACGCCAUACCGUAACAGAGCUAACCUUAAAGUACUAAUCGAAAGUUAUGUCACUAAAAUCGAAAUUAACCCCUACUCCAGAGUGGCUCAAAGCGUAAUCUACACCAGAUCAGGUGUGAGAUACAGAGCAAGAGCUUCAAAAGAAAUCAUAUUAUCCGCUGGUUCCAUAGGAAGUCCACGGACUUUGAUGUUGUCCGGAAUCGGUCCUAGACGCCACUUGGAAAAAGUAGGAAUAGAUGUGAUCCAAGACCUUGAAGUUGGUAGCGGUCUUAAAGACUAUGCUGUUGCUGGAGCUUUAAUCUUCUCGACAAAUGUAACCCGUCCCGUGGACUAUUAUAAAGACUGGGUUCAGGACUAUCUUAAGGGCGAAGGAGAUUUAACAGGAGUUAGCAGAGCUCAAGCUAUCGGCUUCUACCCUCUAAAAUCUUGUAACAAGCUAAUACCAACUGUAAGACUCAUGUCUGAUAUAACUUUACCAUCAAGUGGUGUGCAGAAAUAUAUGGACUUUACUACUGAAAAUACAAAGGCCUCCUGGGGUACUAAUAAAAAUGCUGUAGUCUUCGAACUGGGGUUGCUAAAUCCUAAAUCAAGUGGUACUAUUAGACUCAAAAACAGUAAUCCUUUCGAAUACCCAUUGAUUAAUCCCAGGUUCCUUUCCGACGCACAUAAUAAAGAUAUUGACAUGCUCUAUGAGGGAAUUAAACUGGUUUUUAGGUUGAAAGAUACAUUAGCUUACAAGAAAAUACAAUUGACUUACAACGGAGCUCCUCUGCCAGCUUGCACUAAACAUACCUUUCUUUCUAAGAGCUAUUGGUACUGUUUCUUAAGACAGGUUACAUUAGCCGGUGGAUUUCCUACUGGUACCUGCCCUAUAGGAGUAAAUAGGGAAAAAGGAGCUGUUGUAGACUCAAAGUUGAGGGUGAUAGGAAUUUCUCGUUUACGUGUAGCUGAUGAAAGUGUAUUUCCUAGACCAUUAUAUGGUACUGCAAGCAUUCAAGCUACUGUCGUUGGAGAGAAAUUGGCUGAUGAUCUCAAGAGGCAGUAUUAA